AUGGCGACCAACGGACACGGCCCUGCCACCAAUGGCACCAAUGGCACCCGGACGGUCCCCCAGACCAACGGCAAGGCCUCCUAUGCUGAGAAGCACAGGAUCGCAGACCACUUUAUUGGUGGUAACAAGCUUGAGAAUGCCCCCCCUUCUCAAGUCAAGGACUUUGUGGCUCUCCACGAUGGUCACACGGUCAUUACCAACGUAUUGAUUGCCAACAACGGUAUCGCUGCCGUCAAGGAGAUUCGAUCGGUACGGAAAUGGGCCUACGAGACAUUUGGCGAUGAAAAGGCCAUUCAGUUUACCGUCAUGGCCACCCCCGAAGAUUUGGCAGCCAACGCCGACUACAUCAGAAUGGCCGACCACUACGUCGAAGUGCCCGGUGGCACAAAUAACAACAAUUAUGCAAACGUCGAGCUGAUUGUUGAUAUUGCCGAGCGCAUGAACGUACACGCCGUGUGGGCCGGAUGGGGCCAUGCCUCUGAAAACCCCAAACUGCCAGAGUCUUUGGCAGCCUCGCCAAAGAAGAUUGUCUUUAUUGGACCCCCGGGUUCUGCCAUGCGCUCUCUUGGUGACAAGAUUUCCUCCACAAUCGUCGCACAACACGCAAAAGUUCCUUGCAUACCAUGGUCUGGAACCGGUGUGGAUCAGGUUGAGAUUGAUGAGCAUGGCAUCGUGACUGUCGAGGACGACAUUUACCUCAAGGGUUGCGUCAGCUCGUGGGAAGAGGGUCUCGAAAAGGCCAAGGAGAUUGGCUUCCCCGUCAUGAUCAAGGCUUCCGAGGGUGGUGGUGGCAAGGGUAUCCGAAAGGCCAUGUCGGAAGACGGCUUUGAGCAGCUGUACAAGGCUGCGGCAAGCGAGAUUCCCGGCUCUCCCAUCUUCAUCAUGAAGCUUGCUGGAAACGCAAGACAUUUGGAGGUCCAAUUGCUUGCUGACCAGUACGGCAACAACAUUUCCCUCUUUGGCAGAGAUUGUUCCGUUCAGCGAAGACACCAAAAGAUUAUCGAAGAGGCCCCAGUCACGAUUGCCAAGCCCCCUACCUUCAAGGGUAUGGAGGAUGCUGCCGUCCGUCUGGGCAAGCUCGUCGGUUACGUCUCUGCCGGUACUGUCGAGUACUUGUACUCGCACGCCGACGACCAGUUCUACUUUCUCGAGCUGAACCCCCGUCUGCAAGUCGAGCACCCUACCACGGAAAUGGUCAGUGGUGUCAACCUGCCCGUCGCCCAGCUCCAGAUUGCCAUGGGUAUCCCGCUGCACAGAAUCCGUGACAUUCGUUUGCUGUACGGCGUCGAUCCCAAGACUGCCACUGAAAUCGAUUUCGAGUUCAAGACCCCCCAGAGCGAAAAGACCCAGCGCAAGCCCGUGGCCAAGGGUCACUGUACUGCCUGUCGUAUCACUUCCGAGGAUCCCGGUGAGGGUUUCAAGCCUUCCAACGGUGUCUUGAGAGACCUCAACUUUAGAUCCAGCGCCAACGUCUGGGGUUACUUUUCCGUCAGUACCGCUUCCAGUAUCCACAGUUUCUCCGACUCUCAAUUCGGUCACAUUUUCGCCUAUGGUGAGAACCGUGCUGCUUCCCGAAAGCACAUGGUUGUGGCCCUCAAGGAGCUGAGCAUUCGUGGUGACUUCAAGACGACCGUCGAGUACCUGAUCAAGCUGCUCGAGACGGAAGCCUUUGAGGACAACACCAUCACCACUGGCUGGCUGGAUGAGCUCAUUACCACCAAGCUGACUGCUGAGCGCCCUGACCCCAUGCUCGCCGUCAUUUGCGGUGCCGUGACCAAGGCCCACAUUGCCAGCGAGGAAUGCAUCACCGAGUACCGUGCCGGUCUCCUCAGAGGUCAGGUUCCCUCCAAGGAUAUCCUCAAGACCGUGUUUGGCAUUGAUUUCAUCUACGAGGGCUCUCGCUACAAGUUUACCGCCACCAGGGCAAGCUUUGACAGCUACCACCUCUUUAUCAAUGGCUCCCGCUGCAUUGUUGGCAUUCGUGCCCUCAGUGACGGUGGUCUCCUGGUUCUCGUCGACGGCCGCAGUCACAGCGUCUACUGGAAGGAGGAAGUUGGCGCCACGCGUCUCUCGGUCGACGGCAAGACUUGCUUGCUCGAGCAGGAGAAUGACCCGACCCAGCUCCGAACUCCCAGUCCCGGUAAGCUCGUCAAGUACACGGUCGAGAAUGGCGAACACGUCAAGGCUGGCCAGACCUAUGCCGAGGUCGAGGUCAUGAAAAUGUUCAUGCCCCUCGUUGCCCAGGAGGAUGGUAUCGUCCAGCUCAUCAAGCAGCCUGGUAUUACCAUUGAGGCUGGUGACAUUCUGGGUAUACUUGCUCUCGAUGACCCUACCCGCGUCAAGCAGGCCACUCCCUUCCUGGGCCGCCUCCCCGACCUUGGUCCUCCUCAGGUCAUUGGAAACAAGCCCGCUCAGCGAUUCGGUACUCUGUACAACACUCUGAGCAACAUUCUCGAUGGUUUCGACAACUCUGCCAUUAUGAAGGAGACUCUCGACGAGACCAUCAAGGUGCUGCGCGACCCCGAGCUGGCCUUUGGUGAAUGGAACUCGCAGCACUCGGCCCUGCACUCUCGCAUGCCCGGAAAGCUCGACACUCUGCUGCAGCAGGUUCUUGACAAGGCCAGAUCGCGUGGUGCAGAGUUCCCCGCCAAGGCCUUGUACAAGACGCUCAACAAGUACCUCGACGACAACCUGUCUGCUGGCGAUGCCGACCUCCUGAGAGCCGCUCUGGCUCCGCUCACUGCAGUCCUGGACGUCUACGUUGACGGCCAAAAGGCCCGCGAGCUCAAGGCCAUUGCUUCGCUCCUCGACAAGUACCAUGAUGUGGAGAAGCUCUUUUCUGGCCGUCGCCUGCAAGACGAGGAUGUCAUCCUCAAGCUGCGUGACGAGAACAAGGAAGACUUUAUGAAGGUCAUUCAGAUUGUCCUCUCGCACAGCCGCGUCGGUUCCAAGAGCAACCUGAUUGUCGCCAUCCUGGACAGAUACCGACCCAACCAGCCGGCAGUGGGUAACAUUAGCAAGUACCUGCGACCUUGCCUGCGCAACCUCACCGAGCUCGAGGCCCGCCAGACUGCCAAGGUUUCCGUCAAGGCACGAGAGAUUCUCAUCCAGUGCUCCCUCCCCUCGCUCGAGGAGCGUACCGAGCAAAUGGCCCACAUUCUCAAGUCGUCCGUCAUUGAGAGCAAGUAUGGUGAGGCCGGCUGGGAGCACCGUGAACCCAGCUUUGACGUCAUUAGAGAAGUGGUUGACUCCAAGUACACCGUCUUUGAUGUCCUGAGCAGGUUCUUUGCCCACGAAGAUCCCUGGGUCUCUCUGGCUGCCCUCGAGGUCUAUGUCCGCCGUGCUUACCGUGCGUACAACCUGAAGCAAAUCUACUACCAGUCCGAUGAAAGCGACGCGCCCUCCUACCUGACCUGGGACUUUGCCUUUAGAAAGAUGGGCCAGCCCGAGUUGGGUGUGGCUGGCAACGCUGCCUACACCUCGGUUCCCCAGACCCCGACCCACGAGUACAGCUUCAAGCGCAUCAGCUCCAUCAGUGACAUGUCCUACCUCGACCGUCACACCUCCGAGGAGCCCACUCGCAAGGGUGUCAUUGCCUCGUGCAAGUACUUGGACGAUGCCGAAGAGUACCUGCAAAAGGUCCUCGAGUCGCUGCCCCACAAGAAGAACAGCCCCAAGAUGAUCCCCGACCUGAGCGGCAAGAGAAAGCCCGUCCGUUCCGAGACCCUUGACGAGCUCUCCAACGUUGUCAACAUUGCCAUUGCCGACGCAGAGUCCGUUGACGACAAUGACAUUCUCACUCGUCUCCGCGCCAUUGUGGAUGCCAACAAGUCUGAGCUUUUGGCUCGCCGCGUCCGCCGCGUCACCUUUAUCGCCGGCCACAAUGAUGGCUCUUACCCUGGCCACUACACCUUCCGAGGCCCCGAGUACCAGGAGGACGACAGCAUCCGUCACAAUGAGCCUGCUCUUGCCUACCAGCUCGAGCUGGGACGUCUCUCCAAAUUCAAGCUCUCGCCCGUCUUUACCGAGAACAAGAACAUUCACAUUUACGAGGCCGUUGGCAAGGGAGUCGAGACUGACAAGCGCUACUUUACCCGUGCCGUCAUUCGUCCUGGACGUCUUCGGGAUGAGAUUCCCACCACCGAGUAUCUCAUUUCCGAGACUGACCGCGUGAUUAAUGACAUUUUUGAUGCUCUCGAGAUUAUCGGCAACAACAACUCUGAUCUCAACCACAUGUUUAUCAACUUUACGCCCGUCUUUUCGCUGCAGCCCUCCGAGGUUGAGCACUCGCUGCAGGGCUUCCUGGACCGCUUUGGACCCCGCGGCUGGCGUCUGCGUGUUGCCCAGGUCGAGAUUCGUAUUAUUUGCACGGAUCCCGCCACUGGACUGCCCUACCCUCUCCGCAUCAUUGUGACCAACACGUCUGGUUACGUGAUCCAGGUUGAGAUUUACGCCGAGCGCAAGUCGGAAAAGGGCGAAAUGAUUUUCCACUCGAUUGGCGGUACCACCAAGAUUGGUGCCAUGCACUUGCUGCCCAUCACCACGCCCUACCCGACCAAGAAUGCUCUCCAGCCCAAGCGAUACAAGGCUCACUUGAUGGGAACCCAGUACGUGUACGAUUUCCCCGAGCUCUUCCGUCAAGCCAUCCAGAACAGCUGGGUCAGAGCCGUCAAGGCUCAGCCGGCUCUGGCCGAGAAGCAGCCUGCCCAGGGUGAGUGCAUUGACUUUAUGGAGUUGGUGCUCGACGACUCGGACAAGCUCGCCGAGGUUGCCCGUGAGCCUGGCACCAACACCUGCGGCAUGGUCGGUUGGAUGAUCAAUGCCCGUACUCCCGAGUACCCCCGUGGUCGCAAGUUCAUCAUUGUUGCCAACGACAUUACCUACAAGAUUGGUUCCUUUGGUCCCAAGGAGGACCACUUUUUCAACAAGUGUACCGAGCUUGCCCGUGCCCUCGGCAUUCCUCGCAUCUACUUGUCUGCCAACUCUGGUGCCCGUCUCGGCAUAGCUGAUGAGCUCAUUCCUCACUUCAAGGUUGCCUGGAACGACCCCAAGAGACAAGAGGCUGGUUUCAAGUACCUGUACCUUGACGAGGAGGCCAAGAAGAGGUUUGAAGAUGGUCCCACUCGUGAUGUCAUAACCGAGGAGAUUGUCGAGGAUGGUGAGAAGCGACACAAGCUUACCGCCAUUAUCGGUGCCGAGGAUGGUCUUGGUGUCGAGUGUCUGCGCGGCUCUGGUCUCAUUGCCGGUGCGACUAGCCGCGCCUACAAUGACAUUUUCACCGUCACUCUCGUCACCUGCCGAUCCAUUGGUAUUGGUGCUUACCUGGUCCGUCUUGGUCAGCGUGCUGUCCAGAUUGAGGGUCAACCCAUCAUCCUUACCGGUGCUGGAGCUCUCAACAACCUGCUGGGUCGCGAAGUGUACACUUCCAACCUGCAGCUUGGUGGUACCCAGAUCAUGUACAGAAACGGUGUUUCGCACAUGACUGCCAAUGACGACUUUGCUGGUGUUUCCAAGAUUGUCGACUGGUUGUCGUUUGUGCCUGCCUCGCGUAACCUGCCUGUGCCCAUUACUCCCAGCGUCGACUCGUGGGACCGUGAAUGCAUCUUUACUCCCCCAGGCAAGGCUCCUUAUGACGUGAGAUGGCUCAUUGGCGGCAAGCAGGAUGACGAGGGCUUCCAGCCUGGUCUGUUUGACAAGGACUCGUUUGUCGAGACCCUUGGCGGCUGGGCCCGUACCGUCGUGGUUGGUCGUGCUCGUCUUGGUGGUAUCCCCAUGGGUGUCAUUGCUGUCGAGACCCGCACCGUUGAGAACAUUACUCCUGCCGACCCUGCCAACCCCGACUCUGUGGAGCAGGUUGCCCAGGAAGCUGGUGGUGUCUGGUACCCCAACUCGGCCUUCAAGACUGCUCAGGCCAUCAACGACUUUAACAAUGGUGAGCAGCUGCCUCUCAUGAUUCUUGCCAACUGGAGAGGUUUCUCUGGUGGUCAGCGUGACAUGUACAACGAGGUGCUCAAGUACGGUUCGUACAUUGUCGACGCCCUCGUCAAGUACGAGCAGCCCAUCUUUGUCUACAUUCCUCCGUUUGGUGAGCUUCGUGGUGGAUCUUGGGUCGUCGUCGACCCUACCAUCAACCCCACGGCCAUGGAAAUGUACGCCGACGUCGAGUCUCGCGCUGGUGUCCUCGAGCCCGAGGGUAUCAUUGGUAUCAAGUACCGCAAGGAGAAGCAGCUCGACACCAUGGCCCGCAUGGACCCGACCUACGGCGCCCUUCGCAAGCAGGCCGCCGAUGCCAGCCUCUCCAAGGAGCAGCUUGAAGAGGUCAAGAGCAAGAUGAGCGUCCGCGAGAAGCAGCUCCUGCCCAUCUAUGCCCAGAUUAGCAUCCAGUUUGCCGACUUGCACGACCGUGCUGGUCGCAUGAAGGCCAAGGGUACCAUUCGACAGGAGAUUGAGUGGAAGAAUGCUCGUCGCUUCUUCUACUGGCGUGUGCGCAGAAGACUCAACGAGGAGUACAUUCUCAAGCGCAUGAUUGCUGCCGUCACCUCGCACAAGCCCAAGCUGGCUCACGACUCGGCAGCUUCCAGCAAGGAGCGCAGCAGACACAUGGAGCUGCUCGCCGCCUGGACCGGCAUUGCCGACUACGAGACCAACGACAAGGACGUUGCCACUUGGUUCGAAAAGGAGGCCGAGACCAUUACCACCAAGGUCAAGCAGCUCAAGAGCGAUGCCUCUGCUACCGAGCUGGCUGAACUGUUCCGUGGUGACAAGACUACCGCUCUCAAGGGACUCAAGGAGAUUCUGCACACCAUGCCAGUAGCCGAGCGUGAAGAGAUUCUCAAGUACCUCAAAUAG
Molecule: messenger RNA, 6849 nt
Organism: Pestalotiopsis fici W106-1
Lineage: Eukaryota; Fungi; Ascomycota; Sordariomycetes; Amphisphaeriales; Sporocadaceae
Product: Acetyl-CoA carboxylase
Exons: 4
Coding region: 1-6849 (2282 amino acids)
Biological process (GO): fatty acid biosynthetic process
Molecular function (GO): metal ion binding; ATP binding; acetyl-CoA carboxylase activity
Source: RefSeq, a predicted model, not a curated record